This is a messenger RNA of Astyanax mexicanus (Mexican tetra), 2219 nucleotides long. Its product is annotated as probable serine/threonine-protein kinase kinX. The transcript is spliced from 6 exons. The record is from RefSeq and is a predicted model, not a curated record. The coding region runs from base 55 to 1866 and encodes 603 amino acids. Lineage: Eukaryota; Metazoa; Chordata; Actinopteri; Characiformes; Acestrorhamphidae.
AGAUCCUCGCGACUUUCCAGUGGGGAGUGAGGCCUCACCAUAACUGUGAAGGGAAUGGCAACCACAAAGUGUCUUCAUUUUAGUGGCCGGCGGCUGGAGAACUGCACCAUGGAACUGUACAGUCGUGAAGGAGGACUGUUAGUGGCUUUGCUGCUGCAUCUGUGCCAGGCUCAAGAACUUGCUCCUCCCUCCCCACACCCUGAAUCUGUCCCCCCAAGCUUGGUUGAAGUGAUUGAUGCAGUGAAGGCAGCAUUUGAGCAGGCGGUAAAGAUUUCCAAAGACGAUGCGGCGCGAGAGGUCUUUGAACAAGUUGUGGAGGAACUUGUGCCAAAACAGGACGUUCCUGAGCAGACUCCAGAAAUGACAGAUGGAGGAGAAGACUUCAAUAGGGAUGCUGUAUCUGCCGUGGCGAAUGAACAUGGAGAUGGAGGUACAGAAGGUACAGAAGGCCUCACUGCUUUGGAUGCCGCGCAGGAGCCUGCCGAAGCAGCGCUCUACACAUCAGAAACUGAACAAGUGCAAUCAAAUGAAGAUAUGAGUAAAGAGGAAGAGGACUCAGUGUUGGAUCAUGCACCACUUAAGGACCUUGUGGAAGCAUCGCAAACGCCACACCAAGAGUCAUCCCAAGAAGCUGAAGAACUCAAGUCAGUUGAGGAGACAAAUAUAGAACCAGUGGAGUCAAUUCAAGAACCUCCUCAAAUUGGUGAGGAGCCAGUUGAACAGCCAGACGAAUUGGCUGUGGCUCCAGAAAAGGAAUCUGAGGACAAAGGCCUUGUUGACCCAAAAGACACUGGGUCAAAUCUCUUCUCAGUGCAAGCAAAGGUCCCUCCAGAUUCAGCAACAGAUGGAGAGAGUCAGGACGGGAAGAAGGCAGGAGAGCAGGUAAAAGACGAAGAAGUAAAACAGGACCAGAAGCUUGUGGAGCUUUUGGAGGAGCAGAAUACUCUGGAGUCUGUGGGAACUGGGGAAACAGACAUAGAAGAAGCUGAGAAGUUGAAGGACAUAGGCGUAAGAGAAUCAAAAGACCAGAAAUUGAGAUUCCCUGAUGGGAAGCCACCCAGGCUGCCUGAACCAAUAAAGCAAAUGACCGAAUUGCAACCCAGUCAGGAGCGAGACCAAGGUGUAAUUAAAGAAGUGAUCGCUCAAGCUGGUGCCCUGGAGCAAGACAUCCAGGAGGAAGGUGAACAUGGAAGAACAGUGGAAGCUGGUGAUGGUGGAGAUGCAGUUGAAGAUACAGUUGAGACUGUGGACGAUCAAGAGGAGGCAGAAACAAGGAGGUCUGGAGGGGAAGCUGAGGCAGUUGAACCCAUUGAAGAAAUGGAGGUCAUUGUAAAAGCGACACAGAAGCUACAGCUACAGAAGACCCCUCACGAAGCAGAUGUCACACAGGAAACUAAUGAUAUGAAUGGCAUCGUCACCUCCAGGGACCCUUUGCUGGGGCCUGUGGAGCCCAAUCAGGAAACACUGAUACCUGGCAACGCUGCCAAGGCCCUUCCCCCUUUCCCCACCCAGAGUCCGGAGCAUGCAGACACUGUUGAACUGCUGGAGGAGCACACAGACCACACACGGCCCUCCUCUCCAGAAGUAUGGAAAAUUGGAGCGAUAGCAGCAGCGUUCUUCCUCAUUCUACAAACUGUCAUUACCGUCAUCUACAUUCUCAAGUGUAAAAGAAAGACUAGCAAUGGUGCAAGAAAAGACAAAGCAUGUGAGGAGGGAAACGGGGGUGUUGAAAACAACAUGGCAAUGACAGAAACAAGCGUACCAGCAGAAGAACAAAACUCUUUGGACAGUCUGCCGAUAUACUCGAAGGUCCAGCAAGAGUCUAUCCCAAUGAAAACUAUCCCAGCAGACUCUACAGUGGUGUAAUCAUUAUAUGACCCAUCAACACCUUUGCUUUAGAACUGCUUAAACACCACUGACCUAUACAGACAUUUUUGACUGUCUGUAUCUUUGUGACUGUGGUUUACAACAGACUGUUGGUUUUACAUGUUUAUGAUAGUUUACUUGUGAUACGUUGUUUUAUUGUUGUAUUAUUUCUUGUUACCUUCAUCACGUAAUACUAAAUCUAUAUAAUUUAGUGUUGACAGUAUACUGUAGGUAUAUAUACACACUAUACAUCUGUACUGUAGUUGGUUGUGAUUUGAGUGGAUUAAAUAUUCUAUAAAAAAAAAAAGGAAUGGUAAGAAUAAAGUAUGUCAGAUAAUUUGAUUUUUAUUGUA